AUGGGUAGAUCACAAGGAUUAUCCAAAGUAACCCAAGAUGCUUGGUGUCUAACGACGUGGCAGAAACAAAAGGCAAGAGUGAAAUGGCUUAAGGGGGAAGAUACCAACACUGUUUUCUUUCAUGGGGUUAAUAAAGAUAGGACUAAGAAGCUGAACAUACAGAAAAUCAGAGAUGGAGAUGGACAGUGGGUGGAUGGUACUAAAGAUGUGGCAAAAGCAACUGUGAAGUUCUUUGAACAACUCUUCAGUGCUGAAGACAUCUCUGGAGAUUGUGAGGUGUUAAAUGUUGUGAAGAAAGUUGUCACAGAGGAGGACAAUGCAGUCCUUACAGCUUCUACACUGCAGGAAGUAAAGGAAAGUGUGUUCUCAAUAUAUCCAAACAGUACACCUGGUCCAGAUGGUCUCAAUGAAAGGUUCUACCAAACAGCCUGGCCUAUUAUUGCUAAAGAUAUUUAUGAAGCAGGUAUGGCCUUCUUCCUUGGAGCUACACUCCCUAAGUUCUUUACUCAUACAUGCCUUGACAUGUUACCCAAAUUGAAUCUCCUAAACGCUAUACAGAUAUUAGUACCUAUCAGCCUAUGCAAUGUAUCUAGCAGGAUCAUUGCUAGGUGUUAA
This is a messenger RNA of Nicotiana tabacum (common tobacco), 615 nucleotides long. Lineage: Eukaryota; Viridiplantae; Streptophyta; Magnoliopsida; Solanales; Solanaceae. The record is from RefSeq and is a predicted model, not a curated record.